CUCCCCUAUUGGCUGCUCUUCACUACCUUCGUCUUCUACCUCCAACCCUUUGCCUGCUGCUGCGGGAACACCACCAGCAGAGGAGCGGAGCGCCGGGAGGGGAAGAAGCAUGAAGGUCUCCGUCGUGUCCCGCAGCGGCCGCGAGGUCGUCAGGGGCGGCAUCGACCUCCCCGACUCGGCCAAGGUCGCGGAUCUGCAGGAGGCCAUCCACGCCAAGACUAAGAAGUAUUAUCCUGCUAGGCAGCGGCUCACCCUCCCUCUACAACCUGGAAAAUCUGGAAAACCAGUUGUCCUCAGUCCAAAGUCCAGCCUAUCUGAAUACUGUGAGAAGGGUUCUGGCUCCCUGAAAGUAGUCUUCAAAGAUUUAGGCCCACAGGUCUAUUACAGCACACUGUUCUUCUGGGAAUACGUGGGUCCUCUUAUCAUCUACCCCAUAUUCUAUUAUCUGCCCGUUUAUAAAUACUUUGGAUAUGAGGGAGAGCGGGUCAUUCAUCCUGUCCAGACCUACGCCAUGUACUACUUUUGCUUCCACUACUUCAAGAGGAUCAUGGAGACGUUCUUUGUCCACCGAUUCAGCCAUGCGACUUCUCCUGUGUCAAAUGUCUUUAGGAACUGUGCCUACUACUGGACCUUUGGAGCUUACAUUGCUUACUACUGCAACCAUCCGCUUUACACCCCUGUGAGUGAUCUGCAGAUGAAGAUUGGGUUUGGGUUUGGGAUCGUGUGCCAAAUCGCAAACUUCUACUGUCAUAUCCUGCUGAGGAACCUCAGGAGCCCAACUGGCAGUGGUGGUUAUCAGAUCCCACGGGGUUUCUUGUUCAACAUAGUGACCUGUGCAAACUACACCACUGAGAUCUACCAAUGGCUGGGGUUCAACAUUGCCACGCAGACUGUGGCAGGUUAUGUCUUCCUCGCUGUUGCAGCAGCUAUCAUGACCAACUGGGCGCUCGGAAAGCACAGCCGUCUGAGGAAGCUGUUCGAUGGAAAGGACGGGAGGCCCAAGUAUCCUCGCCGAUGGGUGAUUCUUCCUCCAUUCCUGUGAAGAGGUGGUGCUUGGAGCUGAGCUGGCCUCUGGGGGAUUCCAUAUUUAUUCUGUUUCAGCAGUUGGAAGUUAAAAGUCGUUCAUUUCACGACAUUUAUACUAAUUGUGCCAUCUACCAGUUGUCAACCCUCAGUUUGUUAUCCGAAAGGUCUAAUCCAAAGGAUGGAUUUAUCCUCUAUUCUUGAAACCUUUAUCUGGGUUAAUUUAUGUCACGGUGUUAUGCAUUGGUACUUUUUUUGGUUGUUAAUUUUACAUAGAAGUUUCAUUAGCCUGUUUGUUUCACAUAUUUCUCAAGCAGAAGAUAAGGCAACCUUGAUGCGA
Brachypodium distachyon (stiff brome) is the source of this 1363-nucleotide messenger RNA. Its product is annotated as very-long-chain enoyl-CoA reductase. The coding region runs from base 110 to 1042 and encodes 310 amino acids. Gene Ontology annotation, biological process: very long-chain fatty acid biosynthetic process. The record is from RefSeq and is a predicted model, not a curated record. The transcript is spliced from 4 exons. NCBI's taxonomy places the organism in Eukaryota, Viridiplantae, Streptophyta, Magnoliopsida, Poales, Poaceae. Gene Ontology annotation, molecular function: oxidoreductase activity, acting on the CH-CH group of donors.